Messenger RNA from Pollicipes pollicipes, 1995 nucleotides. Its product is annotated as protein embryonic gonad. Gene Ontology annotation, biological process: regulation of DNA-templated transcription. Gene Ontology annotation, molecular function: zinc ion binding; sequence-specific DNA binding; DNA-binding transcription factor activity. The record is from RefSeq and is a predicted model, not a curated record. NCBI's taxonomy places the organism in Eukaryota, Metazoa, Arthropoda, Thecostraca, Pollicipedomorpha, Pollicipedidae.
AUGAACCAGUUAUGCAAAGUCUGCGGGGAGCCAGCUGCCGGAUUCCACUUCGGCGCAUUCACGUGCGAGGGCUGCAAGUCCUUCUUCGGCCGAACGUACAACAACCUGUCUUCGCUAAACGAGUGUAAGAACAACGGCCGCUGCAUCAUCAACAAGAAGAACCGAACCUCGUGCAAAGCGUGCCGCCUGCGCAAGUGCCUGAUGGUCGGCAUGUCCAAGUCGGGUUCGCGUUACGGCCGGCGCUCCAACUGGUUCAAGAUCCACUGCCUGAUGCAGGAGCAGGCGCACCAGGUGCUCGACAGCUCGAGCAUGCCACCGCUGCACAACGGCAACGGCUUCAACGGCUUCUCGUCGAGCCUGAGUCCGCUGAAGGGCGGCGAGGCGCCCGAGCCUGCUGCUGACAAGCCGCCGCCGACCGUCAAGUGCUCGACUCCCUCCUCCGACACGUCCAACCCGGCCAAGAGCCCGUCGUCGGACACGUCCGACUCGAAGCCGCCGCUGGGCCGGUUCCACCCGUACAGCGCCGGCCUGCCGCCGCAACUCUUCUACGACAAGUCUUUCCUGUCGCCGCUGGCCGCCUCGCUGCCGUUCUCGCCGUUCGCGUCGCUGCAGGCGCCGUACCCGCUCUUCCCGGCAGCCUACCAGCAGAAGUUCCUUUUCCCGCAGAGCUAUCUGCCAGCGCAGCUGACGGAGCUCUACCAGAAGAAGGCGGCGCUGGCGGCGCCGCCGCCAGCCAAGCUGGCCAGCCCGACGGCGGCGGCCGAUGCGCCCGAGCAGGACUCGCCCAUCGACCUGUCGACGCGAGGCGUGCCCGAGCUGGCGCUCAGUCGGCCGGCCGACAGUGACUCGGACUCGGAGUCGGUGCAGAGUGCGGCCGACAGCGGCGCGUCGGCGCUCGGCAGCGACUCGGACACCGUCGCCAAGCCGGCGCAUGUCGAAACGCCGCUGGACCUGACUGCCAGAACGUAAUGGCGCGUCGCCUGCUCACGCGCGCCCCCCGCUUGCACCCGUGCCAUACUGCGUCCCGCGCCGGCGCCGGCCGCCGGCCCCCAGUAUUAGACGCGGUCGCCCAUGUUGAGUACAAACCUGCCCCGCGCAGCGUGCUCGCCGAGUGCUCGCGUGGUGUCGCCUGGUGUCCCUGUAACGUUGUAGCGGGAGGAGUCGCCUCGAUUGCGUACGAGUAGCCCGUGCAAUAGAAACCGUAUUAAGCUAUCCACUGGAGAGCGUAGAGCUUAUCGCAGCGCUAGGCUGGCCGUUCUGCGCCUGCGCCUCCAAGGCUGCAGUCGAAGCGCUGGUGCUCAAGCAAUCGUAGGCCGCCCUGCCCGCCCGGGCGCGGGCCCCGCGGCGUCAGCCGGCCGGGACGUCGGGUAUGUCGCCCGCCGCCCCUCACUUCCGCCCGACUCAAACGCUGCAGUCAUGGCAGCGGCGGGCGCCGGCGGCGGUCGCAGGCAAGGCGCAUUGUGUGCAAAUGAAACGGCGCCGCAACGGGGCCAGGCCAGAGACCGCCGGGUCCGCCCGGGCACCGCGCCGCCGGCCGCCGCUCAGGGGCCGAACACUGUUGUGCUAGCUCCGGGCGCUGUUAUGGUGCGUCCAGGCACUGCUGUGCGGCGACCGGGCACUGCUGUGCGGGGCCUGAGUCUACUGCACAGCGCUGUGCGGAGUGUGCGCCUACGCUCGGCCGGCGGCCCUCCGGAGAAGGCUGUAGGCCGCCCAAGGGCGGGUGCUGGCACCGGAGGGGCGUAUCUGGAUCGCUGCUGCCUCUUCACCGACCUUUCGUCCCACCCAAAGUCAUUGUGCCGCGGCUUUGGCGCUCAGCCUCCCAGUCGCGUCCAUCUUAGGUUUAUUUAAGCUUUUAGCAGUGCUAGUUCCUGCUCUGUUGAUGUGCAUUGUGAUGUGACCGUUUAUUCAGUUGUGUUUUAUUACAGAUUUUAUGUAGAUUACUAUUAGCGCGGCGAGCGCCAUUCGGUGCUAUUGCAUAAUAAAUUGUCGACAACC